AAAAAAUGAUGACCGAAACUGUAUGAUAACAUCUGUUUAGAACAAAAAGCCGUAACAUCAUCUCUGGACGGCAACAACUUUUGGAUAACCAUGCUUGCACUGCAUCAAGAUCCCGUGAAGCGGAAGCUUAUUCAGCAACAAUUUGUUCUUUUACUCCAUGCACACAAAUGUUCUCAACGUGAGAAGGAAAAUAAUGAGUUUGCUGCCAGGAAUCAACUACUUCCACAUGCUGCAUGUACAUUACCCCAUUGCUCAACUAUGAAGGAAGUAUUGAUUCACAUGACAAACUGCAAUGUUGGUCGUUUAUGUCAUUUCGCUCAUUGUGCAUCGUCUCGCCAAAUAAUAGCUCACUGGAAAGACUGCUCGAGGGAAGAUUGCCCGGUCUGCAAACCACUCAAAGGGAUACAAGAUACUCCAUUACAAUUUUCAUUGCCCGAUGUGAUCAGUCUGAUAGGCGCCAACGGAAAUUCUUAUGGAAGUGCAGAUGGUGAAGUAAUUCAUCAAAUUGGAUCUUCGGCAAUGUCAGUUGGUGAAGGUGGACAUCAGUCAAGAACCAACCAAGAAACUGAGACAAAUAGGCAAAAUCAAAGCCAACAACCAUUAAUGGAUAUCAAUGUUCAGUUGAAUGCUGAAGAACUCGAAUUGGCAUUUGCCGAACUUAUGAAGAAUCCACAGUUGUUCCAUGAUUGAUUCUCUAUGCGGGAAAAUCAAAGAUGUGCUGCAUCAACAACAUAUAUUCUUCGUAGCUAUAUUAAUUAAUAUGCUGAUUAUUUCAAAUUGACUUUUCAGAAUUCGGUUGGUGUUUGUUAUAUAUAUAAUUAAAUGUACCUUUCGAAAAUUGUAAAAGUGAAAAAUGUGAAAUACAUAUUUGAUUGAAU
Molecule: messenger RNA, 878 nt
Organism: Caenorhabditis elegans
Lineage: Eukaryota; Metazoa; Nematoda; Chromadorea; Rhabditida; Rhabditidae
Source: RefSeq